AUGGCUUCUCCAACCUCCACGCAUAGCCCGCACUCGCCCUCAGCAUCCUUCUAUGACCUGAGCGACGAUGAGGAGGGCGAGUACAAUACUAUUAGGCACACUGAGAGCGGAAGGGGAGUGAAGCUGCUAUACACUAAGAGCAAGGUCUACAUACAUCCAACACCCUCCGCAAAAGACAACAUCCCAGGCUUCAUAGCGCUUGUACAGCAGAAGUCUCCGACCAAAGAUACAGAUGCCCGCCCAAGCACGUCCUCGUCCAAGAGCGAACAUGCAUCCUCCUUGUUGCUCGCCUGGCUGCCCGAAACGUCCCUCGGCGACGCAUACGACACCUACGUAAAAGUCGAUCUAUCCGACACCUCUUCUCCCCCGAGACAGACAUACCUCGUCCCUCCGCCGCCUACCACCACCUCGCACGGCUCGUCGAUCGGCGCAUACGCCUUCGCUGUUCCGGUCAGCGAGAUCUACUCACUACUAGUGCGCCCUCCAAGCAUCGGAUGGUGGUUUGGCAGUGUGGUAGUCAACACGCGGGCAGGCGACAGCUUUCCGGCGCUGUUCUUCCACGAUAGCGAAUGUCAAUCUACCAUCAUGCAGCGGAAGAAGCUCGCAAAAGAGAGCUUCGACCCAUUUGGCGACGGCGGGGGCAUGUUCUGGGGCGGCGACGAGGUUCUACGAUGGCUGAAGAGAUAUGUUAACGUGGAACGGUCUGGAGCUGAUAAUAGUAUAUACCUCAUCGAGCCUACAGAAGAGGACAGGCGAGCAGUCGGCCGGAAUGCGCCUGGUUCACCCAAGGCAAAGAAGGAUGAAGGCAAACAAGGCGACGCAUCAUCUUCGAAAGACCAAGGCAAGAGAGACGGCGGCAUGGACCCUGUUACAAAGGCGUUGAAGGAGGCGAGGUGGAACUUUCUGGAGAAGCUGAGCCAAGUCACGACUUUCACACGGAGGACAGCACAGGCCGUUGCAGAGAAUAAGAAUCUCCCGCCGCAAGUGCGAAGACUCAUUCAGAAUCCCGAAGUACAGACCUUGCAAGACGAGUUCGAUAGCGCCCGUCUGUAUCUGGCAAGGUGGGCAAUGGGAAUCGCGGAGCAAAGCGAGCGCGAUCGAAACCAAAGAAUAUGGACUGCCAAGGACGUCCUGGCAAUGGAAGAGAGCGACGUCGGGGACUUCGAGAUUUUAGACAUGGAUCGUAUGUCAAUGGCAGAUCGGAGGAAACCCGUCACUCUGGAAGAGUGGAAGGGAUUCUUUGAUAGGCACGGACGGCUGCAAAUCACUCCCGACGAAGUUAAGGAGCGCAUCUUCCAUGGCGGCCUACAUCCUGACGAUGGCGUUCGCAAAGAAGCGUGGCUGUUCCUCCUAGGGGUAUACGACUGGAAUAGCUCAGAAGAAGAGCGACGUGCGAACCUCAACAGUCAACGAGACGAAUACAUUCGCCUCAAAGGCGCGUGGUGGGAGAAGAUGGUCGAUGGACAUGGUUCUCUAGAGGCUGAAGAAUGGUGGAAGGAGCAGAAGAACAGGAUAGAGAAGGAUGUACACCGAACAGAUCGUACAAUUCCAAUCUUUAUGGGCGAGGACAUCCCACAUCCAGACCCUGACUCACCGUUCGCGGACGUCGGCACGAAUGUUCACUUGGAGCAGAUGAAGGACAUGCUUCUCACCUAUAAUGAGUACAACAAAGACUUGGGCUAUGUUCAAGGCAUGAGUGACCUCCUGGCACCCAUAUACGCAGUAAUGCAGGACGAUGCCAUCGCAUUUUGGGGCUUUGUGGGGUUCAUGGAGCGCAUGGAGCGCAACUUCCUUCGCGAUCAAUCCGGUAUGCGCAAGCAACUAAUGACACUUGACCACCUGGUGCAGCUCAUGGACCCCAAGCUCUACCUGCACCUCCAAUCUGCCGACUCUACCAACUUCUUUUUCUUCUUCCGGAUGCUUCUUGUGUGGUACAAGCGAGAAUUCGAAUGGGCAGACGUUCUACGACUCUGGGAAGGGCUCUGGACCGACUACCUUAGCAGCAACUUCCACAUCUUUAUCGCUCUCGCGAUACUCGAAAAGCAUCGCGAUGUUAUUAUGGCUCACCUCAAGCAUUUUGAUGAGGUCCUAAAAUAUGUGAACGAACUAUCCGGCACCAUGGAUCUUGAGUCCACUCUGGUUCGCGCUGAGUCGCUGUACCGAAGGUUCCAGCGAACAGUAGAGACCAUCGAUAAGAAAGGCAACUUCCCUUCGGCACCAGGGGCGCGGCAGCGAAAACCUAUCGAAGGAUCACCGGGUCCAUCAGACUCGAAUGCAAAGGCAUCUACGUCUGCUACUGACAGUGGCAAGCAACCAGUCGGCGAUGAAGAUGCCCGGGUGAUCAGCACUGAAUUAAGGACACUACUCAGCCGUAAAGUCGAAAAGCUCGACAAAGAGGAUAUAGUGAAGCAUGGUGGGGGUGUUGGCUCGUAG
Messenger RNA from Didymosphaeria variabile, 2433 nucleotides. It is a transcript of the gene GYP7, whose product is annotated as GTPase activating protein. Gene Ontology annotation, biological process: activation of GTPase activity. The transcript is spliced from 5 exons. The record is from RefSeq and is a predicted model, not a curated record. Gene Ontology annotation, molecular function: GTPase activator activity. NCBI's taxonomy places the organism in Eukaryota, Fungi, Ascomycota, Dothideomycetes, Pleosporales, Didymosphaeriaceae. The coding region runs from base 1 to 2433 and encodes 810 amino acids.